This is a messenger RNA of Ooceraea biroi (clonal raider ant), 2018 nucleotides long. It is a transcript of the gene Kpc2, whose product is annotated as Kip1 ubiquitination-promoting complex subunit 2. Gene Ontology annotation, molecular function: protein binding. Gene Ontology annotation, cellular component: ubiquitin ligase complex. The record is from RefSeq and is a predicted model, not a curated record. NCBI's taxonomy places the organism in Eukaryota, Metazoa, Arthropoda, Insecta, Hymenoptera, Formicidae.
CUGCGCUCGGCAGCUAGUGACAACUGGUGAGCGAUUUCGUCGCCCGUCUAGCCUCCUUUUUCUUUUUGUCGAGCUGGAGAGUGUCGCAAGAUGCAGUAAUCAGCUGGCAUGGCUGUCACGACUCUCGUAUGGGAGGCGUAGGAGGAGCGUGAUCUUCGUCACCGUGUUUCUCGCAACUUCCCGAUUCGCAUUUAACGAUAACGCGGACACUGAAUUAUUUCCGUAGCAAGUUUUCAAACAAAGGUAAAUUUAAUGAUCCCAUGGAUGCGUGACCAAAUAGCAGAGGCCUGGCAUAACAGAAAAAGCUCAAGGGCAGCUGACAGGCGGUCCUUGGCCCUUUCUUCUGCCAGCGCAGGCAACCCUGCCAGCAAUAACACCAUGCACAUGCCAGUGCCUACCUCACCUGAAGGCUUCUCUGUCAAUGUCAUCAGUUUAGAAGGCGACGUAACGAGUAUCGCGAUAAAGCCGGACUUCACUGUAGAGAAUAUCAAAAAAUUAGCUGUAAUGCAUUUCUAUGGGGAGGACACGAGUAAACCCGUCUCGUACUACCGCUUGGUCCAUUCGGCCAAGUUUAAGCAGCUGGUGGAUGAAAAUUGUGUGUACGAUGAAGAUAUCAACGAGUGCGAUGAAUUGUUAUUAGUGGAAAUUCGGUCAACCGUUAUACAAGAGAGUCUCUCGGAUGAAGCUCUUAAGGGUCCAAGUUUAGAAGCAAUAAUUGAAGUUACGAGUGAUAUACCUAUUCGCAACGCACCGAAGGCUGUGCCACCGCUGAUGGAAUGCGUCACCGAUAUGCAGAGCGAGAUUCGCAAGAUCCUGAUAACUCUCGUGCAAGUGUCUGCAAAGAUUCUGAUGCUGAGUCCGGAAGCGGACAAUUUAUACGACAUCAUCAAGGACAGACUGGAGGUGCGGUGUAGGCCCGUUAACGAUCCGAAGGCCACGAAGACUCUCAUGGAAAUGGGCUACCCUCAAAAGAAGGUCCUGAAAGCGUUGCGCCUUCGAAAGUCAAAUAUAACGGAGGCUCUGGAGUGGCUCAUAGAACACCAGGAUGAUUCCGAUGACUCGGAUGACGGUGACGUGGAUUUUCUGUCCGCGGAUACAACGGCAAACGGGAGUGUCGCGGGUCCUAGCUCUUCAAUAGGCACGAAGAAAAAGCUCCUGAAGGACGCGUGUGCCGAACUCUUCGAAGCAGGAAAUCAGGACCGGAGGCAACAAAAUUUAGUGCAUAUCGUGGAACUGUUCCUAGAGAGCCUUCGCCAAUACAGGAGAAUGGAGUUUAAGCUUAACAAAAGAGCGAUGCGCUCGCUUGUGGAGAUGGGCUUUGAGGAGAAGAAUGUCAUAGGAGCGUUAAAAAUUACUGGAAAUGAUCAGGCUAACGCAUGUGAGUGGCUGUUGGGCGAGAGGAGACCCAGUUUGCAAGACUUGGACAAGGGGAUAGACACCGACGGGCAGAUUUACAAAGCAAUCAUGAGCAAUCCUCAUAUCCAGCUUAGUCUUACGAAUCCCAAGGUAUUAAUUGCAUUCUUAUCGAUAAUAGAGACGCCAGCGUCGGCGAACGCGUGGAUCAACGAUCCCGAGGUUUCACCGGCGCUCAGCCAGAUAUCCAAGACAUAUCAAGUCGAGAAACAUUUCAUCCACAUGAGUCGUUUUAUCUAGCGCUCCUGUGAAACCCCUGCUCGAGCCUUUGCAGAACAUCGAUAUUUUUAUAUAAAUUUACAAGUCACUCUCGCGAAGAACAAUUUUUCAGCUAGUCAGUGAUCAUUUAUAGUAAUUGCUUGCUUGUAACAUAACGUGGAUCAACGUUGCUCCAUGCGGAUCUCCUUGUACGUUGUAACAAUGCCAAUCGAUUGAUCAUGCUACCGAUCGCGCGCAACGGUCCUUAUGUAGAACUGCUUUCGAUAUUGGAGAUCGCUUUCAAUAUUGAACGAGUUACUUGUUGAUAAUUGUUGGAAGGAGGGGCGGAAGAAGAGAAAGAAUAUGUUCGAUACGAAGAAAGCAAUUGUUUUUCUCUGUGUAAUGUC